ACAAUCUGAAUACAAAGAUUUAAGUUCAAACAUUAAAUUAUUUAUAUGCUUACAUAAAGAUUGUGCAAAAUAUUUUGUGUUUCAAUGCUCUCGGUCGCUGCAAAUAUCAAGAGUCUUGGCACGUGUAAAUAUUUUAUGAAGUCAUUACAAUAUUACAUUUCUUAGAAUGUAUUGCAAGAUUGCUACAACUGUUCAUUUGUACUGCCGAACGACAACAAGAACCAUGGAUGUUUAUAUUAUUUGGCUUCUUGUUCACAUGUCAAUCAACAAUAUCAUCUUGGCAAACGGUUUUAAGAUUAAGACGACGAUGUUUCGAAUACGUCGUAGUAAACAACAUGAUGUACGUAAAUGUGCAAUGGAAAUUCUAAACAACGAAACCAGUGUUGCUGGUCUGAUCUCUGAUCUUACUGGAAAAUGCGAGAAACUCAAGAGGUCACCGGAUGAGCAGCAAACUUUGGAACCAGGCUACGGAUACGUGGAAAAAAUGAACUUCAAAGAAAUAUUUCAACCACCGGUAUGUUUCAUGCGUGUCUUCAUUCAACACUGAUCAAAUGUUUAUUUAUAUUUCUUGUUAAGCCGUAGACACAAAAGAAUUAAUAGGAUAGUCAUACUGGUAUA
Messenger RNA from Ruditapes philippinarum (Manila clam), 618 nucleotides. RefSeq lists its product as uncharacterized. Bases 167 to 547 code for a protein of 126 amino acids. The transcript is spliced from 2 exons. NCBI's taxonomy places the organism in Eukaryota, Metazoa, Mollusca, Bivalvia, Venerida, Veneridae. The record is from RefSeq and is a predicted model, not a curated record.